AUGGCUGCCAGCUUUGGCGCGACCUCAUUGGGUGAGGUACAUCACGAGGGACUAGACGAGAUUCUGCAUGACCUGGGCAAUGUCUAUCCUGUCAACACCGAACAUGAAUCACAACGACUCGGUGUCCCGGUGCUUGACGCAUUGCUUGAGGUCUUUAUGCUGAGGGCGAUUCCAACUGAUCCACAACAUCAGCAAAUGCGGACUCCUGCCCAGUUAUCAUUCCUACGGGAGCAAAACCGAGCGUAUGAUGAGGAAAUGCUUUUCGACGAGGAUGAGCUACCCGUCCUCCCGGCUGAUCAGCCUAAUGCGUUCUUCUCGGACUCGGCCCAUAGGACCAAACGGCCUGAUCCCGUUGUGGAAAUCUCAAGCAGUGUUUCCGCUGCUGGUAAAUCCCAGCUACUGUAUUAUCUGGCCGCGCGGGCAAUCUUGCCUCCGAAAUAUGGCAAUGUUCCACUUGGAGGACAGCACGCGGCUGUGGUGUGGAUUGAUACAGAUGAUCGGUUUGACGCCAAUAGGCUGCGAACUAUAUCUCGAGGCAUUAUCAAGCAAGCUGGAAUAUCCUUUGACUUGGAGGUGCAAGACGUGGAUAGGGGCAUCGAUGAUGAAGAAGAUCUUAAUGCCAUUGUAGCCUCUGCGUUAAAGCACGUUCAUGUAUUUCGCCCACAGUCGUCUUAUUCUCUUCUUGCCACGUUGUCCACAUUGCAUACAUACCUCUACGAUCUAUCACGACACUAUUCUGCCUCACGUCCUUUGAAGAUGCUUGCCAUUGACAGUGCGACAGCUUUUUUCUGGCAAGACCGAUUCCGAGACGAAGUUUCUCGAACGGAGGAAAUCGGCCUUUCAAAAGCGGAUAUCGACAAAGGUCGCGAGCAGAAGGACAGUUUUUAUCUUUCUGAUCUUUACACGGAGCUGGUUCAGGAGUUGAAGCAACUUCAGGGUAGGUUCGGUUGUACAGUCGUCUUUACCACGACGGUCCCUGGUGCCCGCCAAUCUACUUAUACCAGUGGUCAGUCUGGUCCCUUUGGCUCUUAUGAUAGACCUAAUCGACCCUCACUUCGCCCUGCUCUCCCGGCGCCGUGGGGAAUUUUCCCUGUUCUUCGUCUCAUUGUUCACCGGGACGUGGUUCGCCCAUUCCCACCUACUAUGAGUGCGAGCGAAGCUAGGAAUGACGCAUCUAUGCGACAGGAAAUGGUAUGCAAGGGCAAGUUCUCUGCUUGGGUCAAUUCAUGGGGACGGGAGGAUUGGCCCCGUAGCGUGGUGGACAGCAUUGAUGCACUCAAUAGUGGGAGUUUCGCAUUCUACAUACGCGAAACUGGAGUUGAGAUACCCUUAUUCGGCAGAUAA
Messenger RNA from Penicillium taxi, 1344 nucleotides. RefSeq names its product putative Rad51 family DNA repair protein. Gene Ontology annotation, biological process: double-strand break repair via homologous recombination; DNA strand invasion. The transcript has 2 exons. Gene Ontology annotation, cellular component: replication fork; centrosome; Rad51B-Rad51C-Rad51D-XRCC2 complex. Gene Ontology annotation, molecular function: four-way junction DNA binding. Bases 1 to 1344 code for a protein of 447 amino acids. The record is from RefSeq and is a predicted model, not a curated record. Lineage: Eukaryota; Fungi; Ascomycota; Eurotiomycetes; Eurotiales; Aspergillaceae.